AUGCAUCACGCUUUCUUGGCUAUCCUAUCAGUCAUAACAACACUGAGCCAUGCAACUCCCACAAGUCUGCAAAGUCGAGAUAUAUCUGCUACCCAAUUGACAGAAUUUGGUUUUUGGGUUCAGUAUGCUGCUGCAACAUACUGCCCCUACAACUUUGCCCCCACCAGUAUUGGCUCGAAAAUAGCUUGUUUGGAUAAUAACUGCCCCCAAGUCGAGGCUGAUGAUGCCACAAUAUUCUACACCUUUGGCAAUACCACUAUAACAGAUACUGCUGGGUUUGUGGCUGUGGACCAUACUAAAAAGGCACUAAUUUUGGCCUUCCGCGGCUCAUACUCUCUUCGCAACUGGUUAGUCGAUAUCGAAUUUGAAUUGAUCGACCCAGGUCUUUGUGAAGGCUGCCUUGCCGACCUAGGUUUCUGGAACUCAUGGAUACUGGUUCGAGACGAUGUUUUGCAGGUCAUCAAAGAUGCUGUGUCCAAUCACUCUGACUACGAGCUGCUAGUCGUCGGUCACAGUCUGGGAGCUGCCAUUGCCACACUCGUAGCAGCAGAUCUCCGUAGCCGAGGAUAUCCUUCGCUCCCUCUUUACGCAUAUGCGUCUCCGCGAGUUGGUAACCCAAAAAUGGCCAGUUAUAUCACUGCGCAGGGAAACAACUAUCGAUUCACCCACAUUAACGACCCUGUACCUAAGAUGCCGCUGCUGAUUCAGGGGUAUGUUCACGUUAGUCCGGAAUAUUACAUCACUUCUGGCAACAAUAUCACUGUUACUACUAGUGAUGUGGAAGUUCUUGAGGGGGCGAUUAACUUGAAUGGAAAUACGGGUACUGGCCUCGUUGACCUUUCAAAAGUCCCAGCUCACCACUGGUACUUUGAACGGGCUGAUGGCUGUCUCUCAGGUGAAACUCCUUUAUAG
Messenger RNA from Penicillium taxi, 912 nucleotides. Its product is annotated as lipase family protein. Lineage: Eukaryota; Fungi; Ascomycota; Eurotiomycetes; Eurotiales; Aspergillaceae. Gene Ontology annotation, biological process: lipid catabolic process. The record is from RefSeq and is a predicted model, not a curated record. The transcript is spliced from 3 exons. Bases 1 to 912 code for a protein of 303 amino acids.